Molecule: messenger RNA, 1558 nt
Organism: Culex quinquefasciatus (southern house mosquito)
Lineage: Eukaryota; Metazoa; Arthropoda; Insecta; Diptera; Culicidae
Product: enhancer of polycomb homolog 1
Exons: 5
Coding region: 200-652 (150 amino acids)
Biological process (GO): regulation of transcription by RNA polymerase II
Cellular component (GO): piccolo histone acetyltransferase complex
Source: RefSeq, a predicted model, not a curated record
CUUAUUAAUCCAAAAAAUAUUUUUUAUAGGUUGCUUAAAUUUCGGACUUGUAACGCUAAGCCAUAACUGCAAGCGUUUCAAGUCACGGCCAGGGUCAUCGUGGCGGUACAAAGUUUCAACUUCAACGAGAUCCGCCCCGAAUUUUCUGCCGGAACCGCAGUCAUCGCGCCGGAAAGCACGAGUUUCCUACGCGACCAACAUGAAGAAUUUGGAUUCGUUUGCCGAGGACACCCGUUUGAAGUGGUGGCCAACACCCACUGGUACGGUCGGUGAAGACGGAGAGCAGGGGCAACAUCACACCGAACAAUCCGUAUCUGACAUUCCGGCGGCGAACCGAAAAGAUGCAAACCAAGAAGAACCGUACGAGAAGAUGCUAAAGCUAAGGCGGGAUCUGAGCCGAGCGGUGACGCUGCUGGAGAUGAUCAAGCGGCACGAGAAUCUCAAGCGUGAACAGCUGCACCUCAGCAUCGAGGUGUAUGAGAAGCGGUACCAGGCGCAGGACUUUGCCGGCCAGAUGUUGGCCGAGUUCGCCUCGAACUCAACCAAGGCGUCACGUCCCGCGUUCGCGCCAGUCUACUCAAACAAGUACUCGUCGCACCACAAGGCGAUGGCCGGUUGCCACUGGGUCCGGUGCGGUUGUAUACGGCGGUAGCGGUUCUUUGUCGCAGAACCAAGGUGGCGGCUGUUCGCGGAACAAACGGGAGGACGGAACUUGCCAACCUGCAGGAUGCAACCACCCCGGAAGAUGAGUACGCGUACGCCUAAACUGCGGAGCAAGUUUAGUCAAUAUUAUACGCCCAUCACGAAAGGUUUCGGAAAUCGGCCCUUGGUAUCGAAGGAAGAGAACGGACCGGACGUUACGUGCAACAUUGCGGACCUGUUGCGGAUAACCUGCCAGCUCAGUAGACACCUUUCUCUUGAUCUGGCCGAACAGAGUGACUUUAACGGGUUGGACGGCAACCGGAAACUGCUUGUGUAUGAGCAGGAUGAGCACUAGCACGGGUCGUAUCACACCUUGAAGGAUUAUUCUAGUGGUAGUGGAACGGCCGGACACACAAUCCCAAACGAAUCUUCGAGAACGCUUUUCCGGUCCCCUGACUGGACGCACUGAAUGCUACGAGACAAAAUGUUCGACCAGUACACGGUUCCGUUCUCCCAGGCGACAUAUUUGCGCCGUCGCUCUUCGUCCAGCUCGGAUAGAUCCAGCAGCAGCGGUUUCGAUUCGUCCGACUCGGACUCAAGCUCCAGCAGUUGGUCGCGGACUCGUCCUCCCGGCGGCCACCGGCGAAGAAGCGCAGUUCUAGCUCGGAUUGUGCAAGUAGCGGGACAAAGACUGACCAAGAAGUCUGAAAGAUAGCGUCGUUGGAUGGAACGAAGCGGAUCGUGACGAAGAAGGUUGCGGGGAGCACGUGACGAAGAUCCGGGUGAACGAAACAGGUUGACGAGUGCUGGAGCGCGCUCGUGUAGUUCCACUACCGACACUAUUUGUGACGGUUACGAAGCGGCAUCAAACCACGGUGACAAAUCGAAAUUUGCGCAUUUGAAGUGCUGCGAAAAU